AUGGCUGAUGAAAGUUCGAGAAAAGAUCCGGCAUGGAAAUAUGGUCAAUUGCAAAAUGACCAAAAUAUAAAUACGUUUGUCUGUGGAUUUUGUUCGAAAGUAACAAAAGGAGGGGUAUAUAGAAUGAAACAACACCUCGUUGGUGGUUAUAGAAAUGUCACCGCCGGUACAAAAUGUCCGGAUCACGUGAAGGAAGAAAUUAAAGAGUACAUGUCCAAGAAAAAAGAUAUUAAAGAACAAAGAAAUCUGAUUGUGGACAUUGAUGUAGAAGAUUACGAUAUUGAGGAUAAAGAUGAAGGGAGUGUUAGUGUAAACAACAAAGCAACACCAAGGGGCCCGAGCUUGAAGAAGCCAAGGCAAAAGGGUCCAAUGGAUGCAUUUUUUACUCCUAACCCAGAAACUGUGGUUCAAAAUAGAAAGGACAAAGGAAAACAAACUUCAUUGAAUGCGACAUACAAGAAGGAAAUGAGAGAGCACACCAUCCAAAGAAUUGCUCGAUGGUUUUAUGAUGCAGGAGUGCCUCUGAAUGCUUGCACAUAUGAAAGUUUUGCCCCUAUGAUUGAGUCAAUUGGGCAAUUCGGUCCUGGAUUGAAACCACCAUCUUAUCAUGAGUUAAGAGUUCCAUGUUUGAAGAAGGAAUUAGAAGCAACAAAUGAGUUGAUGAGUAACCAUAAGGUAGAGUGGGCCAAGGUUGGAUGCACUGUUAUGGCUGAUGGAUGGACCGAUAGAAGAAAUAGGACAUUAAUUAACUUUUUAGUUAAUAGUCCUAAAGGCACCAUGUUUAUUGAGUCCAUCGAUGCUUCAUUUUAUGUGAAAGAUGGAAAGAAGAUGUUCGAGUUACUUGAUAAUUUUGUAGACCAAAUUGGAGAAGCGAAUGUUGUACAAGUAGUUACCGAUAGUGCCUCAGCAAAUGUGAUGGCAGGGAGAUUGUUAGAAGCAAAACGACCACAGUUAAUAUGGUCUCCGUGUGCCGCUCAUUGCUUAGAUUUGAUGUUGGAGGAUAUAUACAAGAUCUCGAAUAUUCGCAAAGCAUUGAAAAGAGGCAUAGAGAUCAGCAAUUUCAUAUACGUUCGUCCUGGAUUGUUAAACAUGAUGCGACGUUUUACUAACCAAAAGGAGUUAGUUAGACCAGCUAAGACUCGUUUUGCUACUGCUUGCAUUACAUUAUCGAGUAUACAUCGUCAAAAGAAUAAUCUGAGGAAGAUGUUUACUUCAGAUGAAUGGAAGGACAGCAAAUGGAGUAAGGAGCAACAAGGGAAACGAGUAGUUCAGACUAUUUUGUUGGCUAGUUUUUGGACUACAAUUGUUUUCGCUCUUAAAGUAUCUGGCCCACUAGUCCGAGUUCUUAGAUUGGUUGAUGGCGAGAAGAAGCCACCUAUGGGAUAUAUUUAUGAGGCCAUGGAUAGAGCUAAGGAAGCUAUUGCUAAAUCCUUUAAUAAUAAUGAAGAAAAAUACAAGGACAUUUUCACCAUAAUUGAUAAAAGAUGGGAGCUUCAGUUGCAUCGUCCUCUGCAUGCAGCAGGGAGGAUGAUGAAAUAG
This is a messenger RNA of Cucumis sativus (cucumber), 1539 nucleotides long. RefSeq lists its product as uncharacterized. Lineage: Eukaryota; Viridiplantae; Streptophyta; Magnoliopsida; Cucurbitales; Cucurbitaceae. Bases 1 to 1539 code for a protein of 512 amino acids. The transcript is spliced from 3 exons. The record is from RefSeq and is a predicted model, not a curated record.